Messenger RNA from Lecanosticta acicola, 2105 nucleotides. The record is from the annotation of a GenBank genome assembly. NCBI's taxonomy places the organism in Eukaryota, Fungi, Ascomycota, Dothideomycetes, Mycosphaerellales, Mycosphaerellaceae.
AUGGGCGCAAACGACGAAACAAUACCCCCCGACGCCACUGGCUCUCAGCAUUCGAUCACUGAGCCUGAGAAGCAAAACACAGCAGGCGAACACACUCAGCGCAAUGCGACGUCACAAGAUGCAGGAGAACAUCAUGUGACAAUAUCAGAUGCGCCUCUGGAGCAGGCUAGGAAAGACCCAUUAACAACGGCGUCGAGCCAGGAUGGCGGCGACGUGGAGAAGCAAACCGAGGAGCCCAAACAAGAAGAGCAGGAGAAGGAUGGGCGGAUAAUGGGCAGAUCGAAAGGCAAAGUCGCAGUCAUCAUGCUCGCGCUCUGCUUAGCUAUCUUUCUCGCAGCAUUAGAUGUGACCAUCGUCACCACUGCCCUUCCAACAAUCAGUGAGCACUUCCAUUCCGCCUCUGGCUAUACAUGGAUUGGUUCUGCCUUCCUCCUCGCGAACGCCGCCUCGAUCCCUUCAUGGGGUAAGGUUUCGGAUAUCUUUGGACGCAAGCCUAUGAUCCUCGUUGCAAAUGUCAUCUUCAUGGUGGGAUCAUUGGUAGCGGCGCUGUCGGAUAGCAUUGGCAUGCUCAUCGCAGCUCGUGUCGUGCAGGGUAUUGGCGGUGGUGGAUUGAUCAUCUUGGUCAACAUCUUGAUUGGUGAUCUCUUCCCUCUGCGCAUUCGUGGUGCCUUCUAUGGUGUUAUUGGAGGUGUGUGGGCGAUUGCGUCUUCUCUUGGACCCAUCGUUGGAGGCGCUUUUACACAAGGAGUCUCUUGGAGAUGGUACGUCAGAAACAUUGGUCUCAUCGAUCUGCAUAACGCGCUAACAGCGACAGGUGCUUCUACGUCAAUCUCCCGCUUGAUGGACUCGCGUUCUUUAUCCUCCUCUUUUUCCUCGACAUCAAGACGCCUCGCACUCCCCUGGUGCAAGGUCUCAAGGCAAUCGACUGGAUCGGCACGCUACUGAUCGUAGGCGGCACUUUGUUGUUCCUCUUUGGUCUGCAGUACGGAGGCGAGACCGCACCGUGGGACUCGGCUGAAGUUCUCUGCCUUAUCAUCAUUGGAGUCUUCACUCUCUUCCUGUUCGCCAUGUGGGAGUGGAAGUUUGCCAAGUACCCGAUCAUGCCUAUGGCUCUAUUCGGAUCCUUGACGAACUGCGCGACUUUCGCUGUCGUUUUCCUUCAUGGACUAGUUUUCAUUUCGGCUUCGUACUACCUUCCACUCUACUUUCAAGGCAUUCGUGGCGCGACGCCGAUUCUUUCUGGUGUCGAUUUGCUCCCCACAGCGCUAUCUUUGGCUGCGGGGUCUCUUGGGACUGGAGUAUUCGUGGCCAAGACCGGAAUGUUCUUACCCCCAAUCUAUUUCGCCUUCUUCAUGAUGACGCUCGGGUAUGGCCUGUUCAUCGAUUUCGACGCGCACUCGUCCUGGACGAAACUCAUCAUCUUCCAGAUCAUUGCAGGUCUGGGUGUUGGUCCUUGCUUCCAGGCUCCCAUCAUUGCCUUGCAAGCACACAUCGCGCCUCGAGACAUUGGAACGGGAACUGCAACGCUGGGGUUCGUUCGUCAGCUGGCAACCACUACAUCCGUAGUCAUCGGCGAGGUCGUGUUCCAAAACCAAAUGCGACGCAAGACCCCAGAACUGGCCUCCGUCCUGAACCCCCAGCAACUCGCUCGUGUCUCUGGAGGUAAUGCAGGAGCCAACACCGAAUUCAUCGACCAACUCCAACAACCCGCCAAGAACGUCGUGCGCGUCGCAUUCGCCGACUCUCUCCAGCCCAUGUGGAUCAUGUACACCUGCUUCGCCGCUCUGGGGCUCAUCGUCAUGUUCUUCGUCAAACGCAAGAAACUCACUCGCCAACACGAAGAGACCAAAACCGGUCUUGAAGCGGAGAAAGCCAACGCUGAAGCACGAGCUGCUGAAAGGCAAGCAAAGCGAGAAUCUAAAAUGUCUUCGAAGAGAAAUAGUAGAUUUCCUGAAGGCGGGGAUGCAUCGCGGCCUACUACCGCUAAUGCUUCUCGUCCUACUACCCGGCCCCAGAGCAGUGCAACGAGCGAGUUCGAUAAGGAAAAGGAGAAGGAUGAAGAGCCUGUUCCGGGGUUACCGAAGGAGUACCAAACGACGACAUAG